AUGUUGGUGGCUGCCACUUACAAAAUUGUCUUGGCAAACCACUUCCAACAUACUCUUCCAACAUUAGCAUUAACACUAACACUAUCACCAACUCCAUUAUCAUUACCAUUACCAUUACCAUUACCAACACUAACUCCAACUCCAACUCCAACUCCAACUCCAACUCUACAAAUCCUUCUCCCAAGAUACGAUAUUUGGAGAGAAGCUCAGUCAACAGACUAUCAUAAUAGCGCAUGCAGUCAAAUCGCCCUUUCCACAGGAACCCUUCUAAUAGAUGCUUCAACAAUCAUCGAUAUAGACAGAAAUUUAAUCAUAUACCCUACCCAGUCUUCUCAACAUUCUCAGUCAUCUUCUCUUCACCUCCCUAUUCAAACUCAUAUCCUACUAUACAAUGCUGCCUGCAUAGACGGCCAUCCCGUCCAAAUCAAACGCCCACCCGCUUAUCGCAAUACUCCAAAUAUCGUCGCCGCUUUCGACUCAGACUGGGCAGCUUGGACUGCUUCUUCUCAAGGAAAAUUCUCUCUCAGCAUUGUCCCUUACAUUUAUUCUAUUGCCAUCUCAACAACAAUAUGUCUCCUCCUAUCUAUCCUAGUCCUCUGCUUCCAAUGGUCCUCCCGUCCACCCCUCUUCAAACUAGCUCUAGUAGUCUCAACUGCUUACCUCAUUGCAAUCACUGCAGUCUCCAUGGCUAUCCUUUACAACCAAUACAAAACUUACGGAUACCAAAAUGCUGCCGCUCUCCGACGCUCACUAAGACAUCCUGCAAUGUACGGUCUCAACCUCGCCUUCAAUACCAUCCUCUAUCUUGCUCAAGUCCAAGCAACAAUGCUCCUCUUUUCUCGGAAAAAGGAAAAACGUAUUGUCUUUUGGAUAGGAGGCUCUCUCACAGUGGUAGGCCAAUCCAUAUGGGGGAUUUCUGUCUUCCACAAAAACAUUCUUGACUCGGCUCUCCCAGCAUUUGCCUAUCUCUUCCAAAUAGCCUUAGCUGUCCUCUUCCUUUGUUGCACUUGCUACUACGCAAUCACCCAUUACCAUUCCGUCCUUGGACCAGAUAUGCUGCCCAUAACUCUCUUUGCCAUUCUCACAUCCGCAGCCUCUCUCGUCCUCUUCAUUGUAGACCUUGCCAACGUUUGGGUCAUUGAAUGGUCUGAUGCCGUUUCUUGGGUCACUACCGCAGUCUCCAUCAUUGGUGUUUGGGAAUGGUUUGAACGGUCAGAUAAACUUGAACGUCAUCGAGAAAAAAAUGGAAUUCUCGGCCGUCAAAUCUUUGAAGAAGAUGCUCUUUUUGGUCCACACGAUUAUCAUUCCACAGACGAAGAAUACGAUGACCCAAAGCAUAAAAAAUCCACGGUAGUUAGAUUUUCAUCAACAAGCAACAACAACAAUUCUGGUGGUAGUUCUGGUAGCAGUAGUUCUGGUAAGAGGCUCAUUCUACACACUUUACAAAAAACAACUCCACAAUCUUCUCAAACAUCACACCAUUCGAACCUCACUUUAGCCUCCUCUUCUUCAUCUACUAACCAAAACAAAAGACUCUAUCAACGCACAUCUCAUACACACUCUCAACAAGGUAGACCCAGGAUAAUAGCUAGCCGUAUUCAAGAUGAAGAUGAAGAUGAAGGUAAUGAUGGUGACAAUGAUGAUGAUGAUGAUGUUGAUGUCGAUGACGAUAAUAAUGAUAAUGAUAAUAAUGAUAAUGAUAAUGAUAAUGACAACACAGACCCAAUGCUCCCUUCUGCACGUCGCCACAGCCACAGCCACAGCCACAGUCAUAAACGCAAUCACAGCCAAAAAAUAGCUACUCUCCGCAAAUACUAUCACCGCGUAGCUGUCGACCCUCUAAUUCACCUCUCUGACUUUCUCAUUAACCUCGGCCUUGCCUUUUCGCGUCCCAUCUCUGCUGUUUCUCACAUCUCAAGCUCAGGCUCAGGAUCAAAUAACCCUACUCCUUGUCCUAACCCCGGCACCACAGGGUCCACAGCCUCCAUGCAACGCACUGCAAAGCCCGCCACACUCACAAUGCCAACAAUGCCAACAAUGCCAACACUUCCCACAAUGUCCACAAUGCCCACAAUGCCCACAAUUCCCACAAUGCCAACGAUGCCUACAAUGCCAAUAAUGCCAACAACACGCAACAACAAAAUACCCCCACCUACCGUUCAAUCAUCACCAACCAAACAUACAACAAGCACUGCAGACACAGUACUUUACCAUUACGCAAAUAACAGAUUGCAUUUCUACACACGUAACGCACCAAAUACAACAUUUAGUAAACGGUGGUCGGCAGGUAACGGGCGCGGGCAGCCAACAGACCCUGCAGCAGCAACAAGUAGUGGAGUGGAUAAUGGCGGGACUGCGCCAGGAACACCAGCGCGUACAGCCAGUAGCACACCACAGAGUAGACGAGUAGUGGAUGGAUCAAUAGAGUCUGGAGCAGAAGUAGGAGCAGCAGGGAAUCAACAAGUUAAAGAGCGAGCUAAGUAUGUGCAUGUACGGCGGCAUGGGUUACGAGCGCAUGAGCAUAUUGUGAGUGAUGAGGGAGUAGAGGAAGAGGAAGAUGAUGUGGAUGACGUGGAUGAUGAUUAA
Magnusiomyces paraingens is the source of this 2586-nucleotide messenger RNA. RefSeq lists its product as uncharacterized. The transcript is spliced from 2 exons. Lineage: Eukaryota; Fungi; Ascomycota; Dipodascomycetes; Dipodascales; Dipodascaceae. Gene Ontology annotation, cellular component: plasma membrane. Gene Ontology annotation, biological process: cellular response to pH. The coding region runs from base 1 to 2586 and encodes 861 amino acids. The record is from RefSeq and is a predicted model, not a curated record.